UUUUCAUCAAUUUCAUCUUGUAUUCGAGAUUUCCAGAUUGCAACAAUAUAGAUAAUUAGAAUAGAGAGAAACUACUGAAAAGUGUUUGAAUUGCUUUUUUAUUAACAAAACACUGUUUAAAUCCUUGUGGGUGCCACAAUCGAGAUAAUAAAGUGUAACAUGAACCAUGGUGAAUGUUAUGAAAGGAGUGCUCGUGGAAUGUGACCCUGCAAUGAAACAGUUUUUGUUACACCUGGAUGAAACGUUAGCACUCGGAAGGAAAUUCAUUCUUCAGGAUUUGGAUGAAACACAUCUGUUCAUUUCAUCUGAUAUUGUAGACACCUUACAAGCUCGAGUGGACGAUUUGAUGGAUCAACUGAGUAUUCCAGUGCACGAUAAGGGAUUGUAA
This is a messenger RNA of Aricia agestis (brown argus), 388 nucleotides long. It is a transcript of the gene Tfb5, whose product is annotated as general transcription factor IIH subunit 5. Gene Ontology annotation, cellular component: transcription factor TFIIH core complex; transcription factor TFIIH holo complex. NCBI's taxonomy places the organism in Eukaryota, Metazoa, Arthropoda, Insecta, Lepidoptera, Lycaenidae. Gene Ontology annotation, biological process: nucleotide-excision repair, preincision complex assembly; nucleotide-excision repair; transcription initiation at RNA polymerase II promoter. The record is from RefSeq and is a predicted model, not a curated record. The coding region runs from base 167 to 388 and encodes 73 amino acids. The transcript has 2 exons.